Lineus longissimus is the source of this 1899-nucleotide messenger RNA. RefSeq names its product microfibril-associated glycoprotein 4-like. The transcript has 4 exons. Bases 173 to 1225 code for a protein of 350 amino acids. The record is from RefSeq and is a predicted model, not a curated record. NCBI's taxonomy places the organism in Eukaryota, Metazoa, Nemertea, Pilidiophora, Heteronemertea, Lineidae.
GUAGCCCAUUGGAGGCCCCAGGAAAUGUGACUCAAACUUUAACUAGGCCUUUGCGGACGGGACGAUCACAUCCUGUUCUGUAUGAGCAGAAGAAGGAUGUCUUUCACCAUCCAGUGACACUUGGACUAACGACUGAAGAUAUCAGCAUUGGUUCUACUCUCAAAAGCAAAAAAUGGAAAGAGCUGUUGUCUACCUCAUUUCCUUCUGCCUAGCAAUGCUCAUCGCCAGUCUGCAGGCUGACGGUUACCAAACCAGGGGUUAUGGCAUGUGCACCAAUAUUGAGUACCACUACAUGUCGCCAGCACUACAAACCCGUUACCAGUGUCAGAUGUUUAAGCGGAUCAUGGAUGAGAUAGAGAGUGACAGGCUACAUUCGGAGAACGUACUCAGCCAUUUACAAACGCAAAUGUAUUCGAUUGACCAGAAGAUCGACACCAUGAAGUCGGGAAUUACCGAAGAUAUCUAUGAAUCCCGUGCGAUGAGGGACUACCCAAGGGACUUCCCGAGAGCCAGCGGUAACAUUAUCAGCUUCCAGAAUAACAGAGAUGUGCCGCUCCUUGAAGAUUGCUCCGACCUCUACGAGUACGGCGUAAGAAUAUCAGGAGUCUACCCAAUCAGGAUCAAGGACGGCUCCAUUGUCAUGGUCUAUUGCGAUAUGGAGUCGAAUGGGGGCGGCUGGACGGUCAUACAAAAUCGCAUUAACGGCCAGGUCAAUUUCUCAAGAAAUUGGGAGGAGUACACCCACGGAUUUGGUAAUCCGAACAGCGAAUACUGGCUUGGGAAUACUCAUUUGAACAAGCUGACAAUUUCACGGAAUUACACUUUAAGGAUCGACUUGGGAGACUGGGAGAACGGUACUUCAUAUGCCGAGUAUACCAACUUUAGAGUGGAGGGCAUUGAGGAGAACUUUCGGUUGUAUAUUAGUGGAUAUAGAGGCACCGCGGAAGACUCCUUUAAAAGUUACCACAACGGGAUGCAGUUCAGUACUCCGGACAGCGACAACGACCUGUGGUUUGGACACUGUGCUGAGAAAGAUGGGGCAGGCUGGUGGUACCGGGGUUGUGGCUAUUCGUCUCUGAAUGGCCGUUAUUAUCGCAUGGGCAAGAUCCCUCUUGGACCUGAUGGCGUGGUGAACCGUGGGGUGCUGUGGCACUCGUGGAAACAAGACUAUCUCUAUUCGUUGAAGAACACAAACAUGAAAAUUCGGAGGAAACGAAAGCCUUGAAGGGUCAAUGUGCUCUGUUUGGCCAUGUUGUUUUUUAUAAGAAAUCUUCUGGUUGGAAAUCCAGUAUCUUUUUGGUAGGACGGUAUUUUUAGGGUUGGUAUAAAAAUCUAAGGUACCGUAUAUUGAAUGUUGGGAAGACGAGCAGGAUUUAGAGAGCGUGCUGUUUAUCGUUAAUUGUAAACAUAGUCCAUUAGAUGAAAAGAAAGGCUUAAAUUAUCGCCUGGACGUUUCGAGUAUACUUUAGGCCCGUUUAAUAUCUCUGAGUGUUUCAGCUGCAAAACCUUACCUUCACAUUACCCGUCCCUCUAUACACCGUCACAUAGUCAUCUCCCUGAAGACAAUGGUUACAAGGCUCGCUCACAUGGACGAGGCCUGCCUGAAAUUGGAUCAGUCAAUUUUCUUCAUGAAUACGUUCUCAUUCGUUUUCAUAAGGUAUAUCAAAGUAUAGUUGUUGACCUUACGCAACUAAUCAUGAACUGGCUUCUUUGGAGUUGUAUAAGAUGAAACGUAUGAUGAUAUGUACAGCAUGAAGAAAAGCUAACAUGAAGACUGUAAGGUUUGAUAUUUUAGAUCCGGACGACAGAUUACUGUUCACAACAGAAGCACUGAUGUCUUAGUAGCUUCAUUCGUGACAGAGAAACCAUCAACAAAAUAAAAUAGUUAUGUAAUCAUUA